CUGUGAGGCCUUUCCUGUUUCCCUCGCCAUCUAGACUCUGCUUCCUUCCAGCCCCAGAGAGGAUGAUGCUCUCCUGUGGCAGGUCUCCAGCUGCCUAGUCAGACAGCUCUGCGGGUCUCCCCUGUGCCCGUCUCCGCCCAGGACCCCCUGCGCUCUGCCUGGUGUCGCGGUGGGCGUUCACUUCACAGCACAGCAUCCCAGGAUCCUGGAUGUUAUAGGCUGCCGCCUUCUGGAUCCCCAAGGACUGUGCUCACGGCCCGGAAGUAGCUGCUGCCUCUGGACAACCUCCCAGGCCCCUUCUCCACCCAGGGCAUGAGCACCCGUGAUGCUAUCCCCCCAGCCAAGGUUCUGGCUCCCAUGGCCGUGUACUGUGGGAGUGUCCCUCGGACCAGUGCUGGGCCCCGCGCACUCCCGGGCGGAAGAAGUGACUCCAGGCUCCAGACUUACAGAGAAGCCUCCCUCCAGCCAACUCCGAGUGUCCUGCUUGAGAAGCCGCUGCAGCUCUUGAGUGGACAUGGGCACCCCAGCGGCCUCAAGUUGGAUGCCCCCCUGAAGGGCUGGCAGGCCAGGAAUGGCCACCCUGGGAGCCUUGCGGCCCUGUCUCUGGGGUCCAAACCCCUGGCACCCUUCUCCUCUCUGGAGUCUGAGGCCAACAGUGUGGCCCGGGACACCACCCAGAUCAAGGACAAGCUCAAGAAAAGGAGGCUCUCGGAGGGCUUGGCAGCAUCCUCCCGAGUCUCCCUGGAUCCUGUGGGAGGCCCCAGAGGAGUUCCUCUGAGGAGCACCAUCCCCCGGGCCACUUCUCAGAGGCUGCUGAGGGCGCCCAGGCCAAUGCCUCCCAUCCAGAGCAUCCCCACUACCCCUGAGGCUGGCGGAGCCAAGGAGAAGGGCCUAGACCCACCUGGGAGCAGUCAGGGUCCCCAGGAAUUGAGACCCGGAGCCCAGGAGGAGCCUGAGGAUGACGUGGCCUGGUGGCUGUAG
Messenger RNA from Leptonychotes weddellii (Weddell seal), 981 nucleotides. The record is from RefSeq and is a predicted model, not a curated record. Lineage: Eukaryota; Metazoa; Chordata; Mammalia; Carnivora; Phocidae.